Messenger RNA from Kogia breviceps (pygmy sperm whale), 4593 nucleotides. It is a transcript of the gene LONRF3, whose product is annotated as LON peptidase N-terminal domain and ring finger 3. NCBI's taxonomy places the organism in Eukaryota, Metazoa, Chordata, Mammalia, Artiodactyla, Physeteridae. Gene Ontology annotation, molecular function: metal ion binding; protein binding; ubiquitin protein ligase activity. The record is from RefSeq and is a predicted model, not a curated record.
GUCACGUGGUGUCGUUUUAUAUAACACUUUGCUGAGACAAGACAGUUAUUAGGCGGCGCGGGGCGGCCGGCAUGGAGCUCGUGGAGGCAUUGCAGGGACCGGCGAGAGGCAGAGCGGCAGCCGUGGCAGCCCCGGUUCCCUCCAGCCACCGCUCCUUGCUCCGCGUCCCCGGCCCCUAGACGCCUCUUCCCCACGCAUGUCCCUCUCCCUAUGGAUUCAUUUCAGACUGAACAGAUGCUGAGCUUGCCCGCCGAGCUCUGCAGCAACAACUUAGAGCUGGCGGAGCCGGCGGCAUCACCUGCCCGCGGAGACACGGGCCCCCACCCAGAGGCGGCUACAGAAGGCCCCGCACCUUUACCGACUCUGCCGCCGCCGCAGGAGCGGCCUCCGAGGGCCUCGACGCCGGAGUGCAAAGUCCUGCUCACGCAGGCCGACGCCCUGGCGUCUGGGGGGCGCCUCCGGGAAGCCCUCGAGGUGUACCGACAGCUCUCGGAGCGGCAACAGCUGGUGGCCGAGCAGCUGGAGCAGCUGGUGCGCUGUCUGGCCGAGAAAGUCCCUCAAGGCGAGGAGCCGGCGCCGGAGCCCCCGGACGGGAGCCGCGGAGCGAGCUGCGCGCUGGCGGCGGAAGAGGCAGGGGCGGCGACGGCCGCCGAGGCCACCGAGGUGUGGGACGGCUUCAAGUGCCGGAAGUGCCAUGGAUUUCUUUCAGACCCCGUGUCCUUGUCCUGCGGACACACCUUUUGUAAACUGUGCCUGGAACGCGGGCGGGCAGCCGACCGGCGCUGUGCGCUGUGCGGGGUCAAACUCUCCGCUUUGAUGGUGGCCACCGGGCGGGCGCGCGGGGCCCGGCGGGCUGGGCAGCAGGCGCCGCCGCCGCUGCGGGUUAACGUGGUGCUCAGCGGCCUCCUCGGCAAGUUGUUCCCGGGCCCGGCAAGGGCGUCGCAACUCCGGCACGAGGGCAACCGGCUGUACCGCGAGCGCCAGGUGGAGGCGGCGCUGCUCAAGUACAACGAGGCAGUUAGGCUGGCUCCAAAUGACCACUUGCUUUACAGCAACCGGUCUCAAAUUUAUUUCACCUUGGAGUCUCAUGAGGAUGCACUGCAUGACGCAGAAAUAGCAUGUAAGCUCCGCCCCAUGGGGUUUAAGGCACACUUCAGAAAAGCGCAAGCCUUAGCCACCCUAGGCAAGGUGGAGGAAGCACUAAGGGAGUUUCUAUAUUGUGUGUCCCUCGAUGGAAAGAACAAAAGAGCAAGAGCUGAAGCCCAAACGCUUCUCCUUAGUUUCUUUUCACCAUCAUUCCCGGGGGCUUCUCAGGAACAUUCUCCCGAUAUCCUGAAGCUGUUGGCACCUCACCCUAGAUUAAAGGAACACGUAGAGUCAUUGGCUACUGAAGGCACCAGCCAUAAUCUACCAAAGUUGUCACAGGAAACGCUGGAGCGUCCACAUUGUUCUAGUCAGGAGGGGGCAGCAGCCAGGGGGCACAGAGGCAGCAGGCAGCCAGACGGCCUGGAAGACCAGGCCGGAGCGGAGGAGGAGGAGGAGGAGGAGGAGGAGGACCAGGAGGAGGAGGAGGGGGCCGCUGCCUCUCCCCAGGCUGCCUCCAGCAAGACUGGCAAAUGCCAGGAGAAGAAAAGGAAGCGCUGCCAAAUCGAACCCCAAGACCCAGAGGUGCCUAGGAAAGCAUCUAAGCCAGAUCCUCCGGCUGCUCCGGGAGCCAGACCUGCUCUCAGUGUUCCACUCGCAUCUUUUGACGCCUCUGACCUUGAAUGCUCCCUCUGUAUGAGAUUAUUCUAUGAGCCAGUCACAACACCUUGUGGACACACCUUUUGCUUAAAAUGCCUUGAAAGAUGCCUAGAUCACAAUGCGAAGUGUCCACUGUGCAAAGAUGGUCUUUCACAGUGCUUGGCAUCAAGAAAAUACAGUAAAAAUGUCAUAAUGGAAGAGCUAAUAGCUAAAUUCCUUCCAGAAGAACUCAAGGAACGAAGGAGGCUUUAUGAAGAGGAAAUGGAAGAACUUUCUAACUUGAAUAAGAACGUGCCUAUUUUCGUGUGUACCAUGGCAUAUCCCACGGUUCCUUGUCCCCUGCACAUCUUUGAGCCUUGUUACCGUCUGAUGAUUCGUAGAUGCAUUGAGACAGGCACACGACAGUUUGGCAUGUGCCUUGGAGAUCCUGUCAAAAGUCCAUUCCCCAUAAACAGGUUUGCGGAAUAUGGCUGCAUCCUAGAGAUCAGAAACGUUCAGUUCUUUGCUGAUGGCCGCUCAGUGGUCGACAGCAUAGGCAAGAGGCGCUUCAAGGUCCUCCAUCAGGGCCAGCGGGAUGGUUACAACACAGCUGACAUCGAAUACAUUGAAGACCAAAAGGUUCAAGGAGAGGAUUGUGCUGAGCUCAUGGGACUACAUAACUGUGUCUAUGAGCAAGCGUCAUCAUGGUUUCAUUCACUCAAACCAUCUCUGAAGAAUCGGAUACUCAACCAUUUUGGUCCAAUGCCAGAGAAAGAUGCUGAUCCCCAGAUCAACCCCAAUGGCCCGGCCUGGUGCUGGUGGACAUUAGCGGUUCUUCCAUUGGAAAGCCGAGCUCAGCUCCCGUUCCUAGCAAUGAGGUCCCUAAAGGAUAGACUGAACGGUAUUCGGCGAGUCCUGGCCUUUAUAUCCCGAAACCAAAACUAGUGAGUGGAUUGCUGAAAAGGAGCUCCCAUGCUCCCCUCACCACCGUGGGGGAGUCCUCUUGUAAAUAUACCUAAUUGCAAUAACAUCUUAGAAGGAAGUAUCAAACAGAGGCAUUAUCCUGCUAUUGAUCAGAAAGAAAUUAAGUAGAAAGACCAAAAGAUGUGAUCUGUUUGAGACUUUCUUUCUUAAGAUGCUUCUUGACAUGCUGCACAACUACAUGCACAGCAGAGGUUGUUUAAGAGCCCAGAAGAAAAAAAAAUUUUUUUUGAUUUUGACAUAAAAUUUUCUCAAAGUUUAAAGUGAUUUUGCUUUAAUUUUCUGUCUUUCAUAGAUGAAUGACUGUGUGGUUGUAAUGUGAUGCCCAGUUACUAAUCAUGUUGCUGCAUUAUUUCACUGACUUUUGAGGUGUCAUUCCAAAUGGUUCAUGUUUUAUAUAGCAUUGUGUAAAAUAAUGUUCAUACUUCCUUCUGUUUUAAUAAUUUAUUUUCUGCACUGCAUUAUUUUUUCUACAUGUAUGUUUGUAACUAUUUAAGUGUACAUUACUGAAAAAUACUGCUUUAUUUAUUGUUGUGGUUUACCGUGGGGGGAGUAACAAUACUAGAAAUGUGCGAUUUUUGCUUUAACAGUUUUUGCUACAUUUGAUCCCAGUUCUUGAACCAUUUUUGUAUCUAUCCAGUUGGAUGCUUAAAGGAAGUUCAGAAUCAUGCCAAGAUCAUCUAUCCUUACAGAUUCUAUUUUGCUUUCAAUUGGAAUCCAACAAUAUAAAAUACUUAAGGGAUUUGGCAUAGGUUGUGGAAUAAGCCAGGGUACAAUAAAAGUAAUCCAUUUUCUAUGUGUCAUAUAGAGCCAGGAUGAAGGAAUUAUUUUCCUGGAAUCAAGAGAUGAAUUAGAGGAGUGUCUUUUAUUACAAUCUCUUAUAGGCAUUUAUUUCAGCAAUCUAAUUAUAUCUUAAUUUCUCCCCAGUGCAGUUAGUAAUGGGACUUUUAGGCAGGAUAAUAUUUAACCCUUCUGAGGUAAUGGUUUUCAGCCUGGCAUGUCACAGCCAUGCCCAGCUAGCCUCCAUGCCCCACCUCUUCUCAGGGUUCUGAGGAUCAGGGCCUGGCUAGCAUGUGUGCAAACACUUGAUGAAGGACGGUUCAUUAUUAAAAGUGUAAAGAAGCCAGGAAAGAGGCUAGAACCCUUUAAGAAACCCUCAAACUAUCUUUUUGGUUUUUAAAUCUUUUUCAAAGGAAGCAAUUAAUCCAUGAUUUUAUCUAAACACGGUCUUUCCUCCACACUGAGAUGGGCCAAAGAUUUCAAUACAGGGGAAGAAUAGUGGUAAGGGGGUAAGAGUGAGGUCUUGUUUAGCUUGCUUAGUGCCAGUUUGAUUUCUUUAGUGCCAGGACAACCUGAAAACAGGCGUGUUAUAAUGACAGAGUGAAAAGAUUAGGACAGCGAAGAAGUGAAUCGUGUUGUUCCUACCUUCAUGCAAAUUAUCCUCCCCCCAUGUGGCUUUGGACAGCUGCAGUGCGAGAGUCACACAGCCCAUCCACUCUGUUCCCGCUCGAGGUUAAUGCCUCAAGUAAUCAGUCUGACUUCUUCCAUCACCACCUGUGGCCAGAAACAGAAAAGGGAGAAUGAGAUGAUACAGGCAACGAAAAAGAGAUUCAUGUAAGCAGAAACCAAAUAACCUUUUCUGCACUUUCUUAAUGAACACCGUGUUGUCCAAACAUUACGUUACCAGGUUUGAUGUUUGGAGCCCAACUGGGCUGGUAAAGAACGGAAGCAUAGGCGUGGAUACUGCCUAAGCAAACUCUACAAGGCUCAGGUAGGAGGAAAUGAAAGGCUCCCUCUCCCACCUGGUGCCCAACCAUGUGGUCAUAACACAGUCCUAGGACAGUAAUUUCCUACUAUCUAGUGUAAAUGCAACAAAGAAAAGGGUCAUGA